GCCCUGAGAAGCUACGACGCACGGUUUUCAGUCCCAAGGUGCCACUGUCCCCUUCUCCUCACACCACAGGACGCUCGAGUGCGCACGCUCGCUGCUCCUUUACCAAGCGCUGCGCAAUUGGAAACCAUGAAGGUGCUACAGAUGCUCUAAGUUUGUGCAACCUCGGUCCCCCUGGUGGGAGAGAGUAGGCACUGCACCCAAAGCAGUGGCUGUCAUCUGAUGUGCCUGCACAGUUACAUUCUCUGAAGCUUUCCCAGGAUCUAGAGCUCCUUCUGAUCCAUUAUGGAGGGAGUGGCAGUGGAUAACCUCAUAGACUUUGAUUUACCAUCUGAGUCCAGUUCUCUCACUGUGGUUGAAGGACAAAACCAGGGUCACAUGGACAUCUUCUCCCCAGAGCCGGCCUCCUCUAGGGGGCUGCGACAGGACACACUGCUUGAGCCCCUAGCCCCUACAAAAGCAUCCUCCCAUCACCAUCAUCACCAUGACAAUGAUGACAGUGAUGCUACAGAGUCCGCCGACAGUGAGAACGAUAUGGACCCCCCUUCUCAUGUGUGGGACGAACGGCGAUCCUCUUCAUCAUCCAGUCACAGUGUGGAAGAUGCUGACCCUGAUGCACUAGAGAGGAGGACCUUUAUGAAGGCUUAUGUAGACAAGAUCUUCCAUGGAAAUGAGGAGUUUGAUCAAGAGGAGAAAGCACGUUUUGGAGAGUUGUGCAGUGGAGAGAAUGGAAAAGGCAGAGAGUGGUUUGCCAAAUACGUCAGUGCACAGCGAUGCCACUCCAAAUGUGUGAGCGAGCCUACUUUCUACCGCCUGGUGCAGUCUUUUGCCGUUGUGCUGUUUGAAUGUUACCAGAUGGAUGAUUACACACCAGCUAAAAACCUAAUGACCAUGUGUUUCACCUUUUAUUACAUUGGAAAAGCACAGCCACCCCCAUCAGAGCUGUUGGAGCGGGGGACUCCUCCUGUGGGCCUGGACUCAUAUCUGAACAAGGCCAACUCGUGGCUCACAGGGAAAAAGGACGCAGCGGAACGACUGCUCAAGACCACAUCCAAGAGUGAUGUGAAAGGCUUUUUCGGAGGGCUGGAGAGCAAACUGAGGAGCUCCAUGGCAAACAAGACUGAGGAUGGAGGAAGCCCAGUGGAAAAGCCCACAGCCCCAGUGUCAGAUGCUACUGAGGAAAAGAAAGGGGACAAAGUGUACCUUUACACCCACCUCAAGCAGCAGCCCAUUUGGCACACACUAAGGUUUUGGAAUGCAGCCUUCUUUGAUGCGGUUCACUGUGAGCGAAAGAAGAGGUCUCCAACCACCAGAGAGAAGUGGUGUCACAUGAGCCAGCAGGAAAAGGACGACAACUCCAAGAUCGAUGAGAACAUUGCAUUUGGCCAGCUGGGGACAUUCACUCAUAAUAUGUUGGCGUUUGGGCUCAGUAAGAAGCUCUGCAAUGAUUUCCUUAAGAAGCAGGCAGUAAUAGGAAACCUCAAUGAAGAGCAGUACAAGUUGCUGACGGAGCACAUAGAGAAAAUGGCGGUGGAGUGAACGACUGAAGCACUUGGACCACAGUCAGGAUCACAGUCAGGUUUCUGGCCUGUGAGCUGUACUGAACUGCUGUGCCAUUCUGUAGCAAUUGCUCUGCAUAUCAGCAAUAAGACCACACCAUCAGCUGGGUAUUAAUAAUCGAUACCUGCCUCUCUCUCGCUCUAUCUAUCUAUCUAUCUAUCUAUCUAUCUAUCUAUCU
Molecule: messenger RNA, 1735 nt
Organism: Periophthalmus magnuspinnatus
Lineage: Eukaryota; Metazoa; Chordata; Actinopteri; Gobiiformes; Gobiidae
Product: KIAA0513 ortholog
Exons: 12
Coding region: 283-1536 (417 amino acids)
Source: RefSeq, a predicted model, not a curated record